AUGACCGCGAUUCAUCAAGAAUCCGACAGUGCAGCCCGCCCUAAACAGCCUCGAUCUCGCGAUGUUGAUGAACGUCAAUUUACCCUGCGAGCGCUGCUCCUGGGCCUGGCGAUCGGUAUACUCAUCGCCUUUUCCAACACAUAUUUCGGUCUGCAGACCGGGUGGAUCUCAGGCAUGGCCAUGCCCAGCGCCCUUAUCGGCUUUGCAUAUUUUAAAGGCCUGAGGGCUCUUGCGUGGAAGCUGGGCGAACCAUUCAAGCAAUGGGGUAUUGGCGACGGCUUCUCAGAAGUGGAAAACGUUCUCGUACAGACGGUUGCUGGCUCCGUAGGCACCAUGCCACUAGGAUGUGGAUUUGUUGGAGUCAUUCCCGCGCUGGAGUUUCUAUUGAAACGCUCGGAGACUCCUCAUAGCGACUCAAAAGAUCCUGAAAUCAUCACAGCUUUAGCAAAUGCGCAGCGACUGGGAGGCCUUAAUCUUCCGCUAGGCAAGCUUAUGUUGUGGGCACUCGGACUGUGCUUUUUCGGGGUUCUCUUCGCUGUCCCUUUGCGCAAAGAGGUCAUCAUUCGUGAGAGGCUGAAGUUUCCCUCUGGCACAGCUACUGCUCUAAUGAUAGGUGUUCUUCACGGAGGUAAAAGGACUGGAGUCGAAGGUAAUAUCGAAGAGUUGGCGGCAUCCUCACCUCGGAAGCUGCAUGAAAACGAAGAUGAAGAAAGCCGCGCACUCAUGAGCGACGAUGCAGCGACGGGCGACGUUGAAUCACGAUGGGAGGACGACGGGGAUGAUCCUGAAUCAAUCGAGGAUCGUCCGAGACCCACAUCCGACGAUUGGAAAACUCAGAUUCGACUCUUAUCAAUCUCCUUCGCCGUCUCAGGUAUAUACACAUUAGGCUCAUACUUCAUUCCACAAGUACACGCUGUGCCGCUCUUUGGCACGUAUCUGUCCAAAGAAUGGCUGUGGAGCCUCAAUCCGAGUCCAGCCUAUAUCGGUCAAGGUAUCAUAAUGGGACCUGCAACCACAAUUCAUAUGCUACUAGGAGCAAUACUCGGAUGGGCGAUCCUAUCACCAUUAUCCAAACACCAAAGAUGGGCUCCUGGACCAGUAGAAGACUGGAAUUCUGGAUCAAAGGGAUGGAUAGUAUGGAUCAGCUUGGCAAUCAUGCUCGCGGAUGCCAUUGUGAGCCUGACAUGGCUCGUCUUGAGGCCUUCAAUAUCGUUUCUGAGGCACAACGGACUGGACACCUUACGAGAGAUCAAAGAAAGAGGAAUUUCAACAUACGUGUCCAUGCUUUUUGCAACUCAAAACGGUCAAGGUCGUGUACAGUCUAGAGCGGAUUCAACAAGCGAAGAGGCAUACGAUGCGCCACACGAGCACCAGAUCGGCUUCAGAACUACGGUGGUUGGUCUACUACUUACGCUGGGCUUCUGCAUAUUUGCAAUACAAUAUUCCUUUGCAGGCAUUAUCGACGUGGGACUGACCAUCCUUGCACUCGUGCUGGCUAUGCUUCUGAGUAUCAUGGGCGUUAGAGCACUGGGAGAGACGGACAUCAACCCCGUCAGUGGCAUCAGCAAGCUCACACAGCUUAUUUUCGCGUUGCUUAUUCCUCCUGGCAAUCCUAAUGCUGUGACGGUCAACCUCAUCGCAGGGGGCAUUAGUGAGGCUGGAGCCCUGCAGGCCGGAGAUCUGCUUCAGGAUCUCAAGACUGGUCAUCUCCUCGGUGCGAGUCCUAAAGCUCAGUUCUGGGGCCAGCUCAUUGGUUCUGCGGUCGGAGCAGUCGCGAGCGCCAUCAUAUACAAGUUAUACACUGCGACAUACUCUAUUCCGGGCGGCAUAUUUCAGGUACCAACGGCCUAUGUCUGGGUAUUCACGGCUCGACUUGUCACUGGGCAGGGAUUACCUCCUCAUACGGCACAAUUCGCCAUUGCUGCCGCUGCUAUAUGGGCGUGUCUGACGGUAUUGAGGAUCUAUGGAAACACACGAAAGGCAUGGUGGACAUCAUACAUUCCCGGAGGUAUUGCCGUUGCUGUGGGCAUGUACAACACGCCAUCAUUCACCCUCGCGCGAACAUUUGGCGGCCUUGUGGUGUGGUACUGGACGACUAUCAGGAAGAGGGAGGGAACGCCAAUGAUUGUGUUAAGUUCAGGCUUAAUUCUGGGCGAAGGUCUUCUUAGCAUUAUUAAUUUGGGACUAGCGAGUGGUGGUGUCCCUCAUCUUUAG
This is a messenger RNA of Dissoconium aciculare CBS 342.82, 2214 nucleotides long. RefSeq names its product oligopeptide transporter. The transcript has 2 exons. Gene Ontology annotation, cellular component: fungal-type vacuole membrane. The record is from RefSeq and is a predicted model, not a curated record. NCBI's taxonomy places the organism in Eukaryota, Fungi, Ascomycota, Dothideomycetes, Mycosphaerellales, Dissoconiaceae. The coding region runs from base 1 to 2214 and encodes 737 amino acids. Gene Ontology annotation, molecular function: oligopeptide transmembrane transporter activity.